ACAACAAAAAACAAUUACAUUUCUGUAAUUGGCAGCAAGAGUACCCGGUGCGGUUUUUGGAAAAUAUGGCACCUUGUGCGAGUAUGUGUGUAGAAGUCCAUUCACAAAUUAGAGAUUUCACGCAAAUAAAAGUUGAACCUGUUGGUAAAUGGUUUGAAAGCUUUCAGUCUCAUAUAGCUAAUGAAUAUACGAAUAAUAUCUCUCUCGAAGAUUCAGAUUUAAAUGAAGAUGAUGAUGAUGAAUUGCAAGAAGCAGAGUUCGAAGAUAAUUCUGAUUAUCUUAGAAAGUUAGAUCCAAAAGAUUGGAAGAACCAAGAUCAUUAUGCAGUAUUAGGUUUAAAGAAAAAGCGUUUUUUAGCUAAAGAUAAUGAUAUAAAAAAGGCUUAUAGGAAAAAAGUUCUUCUUCAUCAUCCUGAUAAGCGUCGAUAUGCUGGUGAAAAUGUUAAAGAUCUUGACCAUGAUUAUUUUACAUGCAUAACUAAAGCUUAUGAAGUUCUUGGAAAUCCUGUUAAGCGUCAGUCUUAUGAUAGUGUUGAUCCAGAGUUUGAUGAUGACAUUCCUCCAGUUACAAAUUAUUCCAAAGAAAAUUUUUUUGAAGUAUUUCAGCCUGUUUUUGAAGCAAAUUCAAGAUGGUCUACAAAACAGCCAGUACCUAGUUUAGGAAAUAAAGAUUCUCCAUUUGAUCAAGUUGAUGCAUUUUACAGUUUUUGGUAUGAUUUUGAUUCAUGGAGAGAGUUUUCUUACCUUGAUGAAGAAGAAAAGGAAAAAGGCGAAAACCGAGAAGAAAGGAAAUGGAUAGAAAAACAGAACAAGAUAGCUAGGCAAAAGCGCAAAAAGGAUGAAAUGGCCAGAAUACGGCAGUUGGUAGGUGAGUGAUGAUUUUGUUGAAAAAA
This is a messenger RNA of Stegodyphus dumicola, 892 nucleotides long. Its product is annotated as dnaJ homolog subfamily C member 2. Gene Ontology annotation, cellular component: cytosol. Gene Ontology annotation, biological process: 'de novo' cotranslational protein folding; regulation of translational fidelity. The record is from RefSeq and is a predicted model, not a curated record. Lineage: Eukaryota; Metazoa; Arthropoda; Arachnida; Araneae; Eresidae. Gene Ontology annotation, molecular function: ribosome binding; Hsp70 protein binding.